AUGCUAGUUGACGUCAGCAUUGCAGUGCGUGCGAACGAUCCAGGUGCCGUUCCAUGCCUGCUACAGAAGCUUUCGGAGUUUGGGGGUAAACCUUCUGUUGAUCACAAUGAUACUCGUAUGGAAAUGCUUUCGCACGCCAAAGCUCUUGUCAGGGCGCUACAGACUCCCCGUGAAACCAUGAUUGAACAGAAUUGGGCGCAGCCGGGUUGUCAUACUGCCAUCACAACUUGCUAUAAUGCAGGUGUGUUCGGAGUGCUUGGGGACCAACCAAUGAAGGUCGAUGACAUUGCAAGCAAGCUCGGGAAGCCUCGCGAGCUCUUAGCUCGCUUGAUGAGGCACAUCGCAGCCAUGGGUUUCAUCACUGAGACAAGUAGUGAUGAAUACAAGGCCACAAACUUUUCGAAAGCAUUGACCAUACCCAUCAUUGGAGAUGGCUACCCAGCUCUUGGUGGAGGAGCCCAUCAGUCUUGCAGCAAGUUCUCACAAUAUUUGGAGAAGAAUAGUUACGAACUCACUACCGAUAUCACAAACGGACCUUACCAGUACGCAUUCGGGACGGAGCUCGAUAUGUUUCGGUAUCUGGAUACCCAUCCGCCUUUGGGACAGCAAUUCAAUAACCACAUGGGUGGCUAUCGGCAGGGCCGACCAAGUUGGAUGGAUAGCAACUUUUACCCAGUUCAAGAGCAGCUCAUCCAUGGCAUGGACACCUCCAAAGACGCUAUACUAUUGGUAGACAUCGGUGGAGGUUACGGCCAUGAUAUUCAAGAGUUCAGGAACAAGUAUCCUCAAGUCCCUGGUAGGCUUGUGCUACAGGAUCGCCCGUCCGUUAUCGAAGGAAUUGAGCAACUGGAUCCCAUCAUCGAACGUAUGGAGUAUGAUUUCUACCUCGAGCAGCCAUUGAAAGCUGCUCGAGCAUACUAUAUGCACUCCGUGUUGCACGACUGGCCCGACGAUGUGUGCCGGAGAAUUCUGAAGCAGGUUGCCGGCGCCAUGAAGCCAGGUUACAGCAAACUGCUGAUCAACGAAAACGUCAUUCCGGACACGGGUGCAGACUGGCAGGCCACCGCCUUGGAUAUGAUGAUGAUCACCCUAUUUUCUUCAAAAGAGCGGACGUAUACCCAGUGGAGCCAGCUGUUGGAGUCACCCGAGAUCGGUCUCAAGAUUGCAGCUGCUGCGCACUAUCCAAGCAUGAAAUCUCUAGUGCACCAAGCAAUGCAAAGAUAUAUAGAUCUUGCUCGCUAUGCAGAAUUGAUUGUCGUGAUGCCGAUCCAGAAAAAGGAAGGUGUAGAGCCGGCGACCAUUGAGAAAGCAGUGACAUAUCGAGAUUCUCUGUCGGUGACAUAUCCCCUGAUUGACGCGACUGAGAUUGCGAACGGUUCGGAUAACAUCGACCUCGAGAAGGGCGGCGUUACACGUGAACACCUUGUCAUCAGCGUAUCUGGCAUGACCUGUACAGGAUGCGAGACAAAGCUACAGCGAACACUGGGUAGUCUCGACUACGUCAGCAAACUUCAGACCAGCCUGGUCCUUGCCCGCGUCGAGCUCGAUAUCAACACCAAGCUUGCGACUGUCAACGAUGUGGUUGAACACCUCCACCGCACAACCGAGUUCAAAUGCGAGAUCGUCUCGAAUCAAGGCUGUAGUCUGGAUCUUAUAUGUUCGGGAGACCCAGCGGCUUUUGUCAAUGGGCAGUGGCCUGAUGGAGUAUUAGACGUACGCCGCCUAAACAAAGAUACAAUCCGUGUGGAAUACGAUGCGAAGAUUGUAGGAGCAAGGAACUUGAUGUGUGACGAGUGGAGUCGGUCGUUGCAACUUGCACCGCCUUGUCCAGAUUCUUCUUUGGAAGCUGGCAAUAGGCAUGUUCGAAACAUGGGCUUGUUGACAUUGCUCUCUGCCGCAUUGACCAUUCCCGUACUGGUCAUGGCAUGGGCACCUCUUCCUGAGCGCGAGAUUGCUUAUGGCUCCGCGUCACUCGCCCUCGCUACUGUCGUCCAAGUUGUCAUCGCCGGUCCUUUCUACCCGAAAGCGCUCAAGGCAUUAGUGUUCUCCAAGGUCAUUGAGAUGGAUCUGCUCAUUGUACUGAGCACAAGCGCCGCGUACAUCUUCUCAGUCGUCUCGUUCGGCUACCUGGUCAGCGGAAACCCUCUAUCAACGGGCGAGUUCUUCGAGACAAGUACACUGUUGGUGACACUCAUCAUGGUCGGACGAUGGGUGGCAUCGUUGGCGCGACAAAAAGCGGCAGAGUCCAUCAGUAUUCGUUCCUUGCAAACCCCUACUGCCAUGCUGGUCAGCGACGACGGGAUGGAGAAGGAGAUCGAUGCUAGGAUGUUGCAAUAUGGAGACAUCUUCAGGGUCGCUCCAGACUCGCGCAUUCCGACAGACGGUACCGUCAUCUCGGGUUCUUCGGAAAUUGAUGAAUCGAUGUUAACGGGUGAGGCUCAGCCCGUUGAGAAGCACACCAAGUCGGCCGUUAUUGCAGGAACCAUUAACGGAAGCGAAACGCUUACCGUUCGCCUAACCCGUCUGCCUGGCGAUAAUACCAUCACGACGAUUGCGGGUAUGGUUGAUGAAGCGAAGCUUUCCAAACCCAAGAUUCAAGAGAUUGCCGACACUGUAGCCAGCUACUUCGUCCCUGUUGUAGUGACCCUGACAAUCAUCACUUUCGUCAUCUGGGUCGCCAUUGGGGUUGCGAUACGACAUCAAUCGGGCUCAGAAGCGACCAUCGAAGCCAUCACGUAUGCCAUCACAGUCCUAAUUGUCUCGUGUCCUUGCGCUAUUGGUCUCGCGGUCCCUAUGGUUAUCGUGAUCGCGUCCGGUGUCGCAGCGAAGCGCGGUGUUGUCUUCAAGACGGCAGGUAGCAUCGAAGUCGCGUAUAGAACGACCGACGUAGUGUUCGACAAGACGGGUACCUUGACAGCAGGAAAGCUGGCGGUGGUGCAUGAGGAAUAUGUUCAGGGUGGUAGUGUGGAUGACGCCAAGUUACUUUUGGGUUUGCUUGGCAAUGUCAAACACCCCGUGUCGGCGGCCAUUGCAACACAUCUCUCGUCGCAAGGUCUAUCUGCUACAGCCGUACCAGACGCCAAGGUAGUCACCGGUAGAGGUGUCCAAGGGAUGGCCAAUGGUAAGAAGCUACGCGCCGGUAACUCGAGAUGGCUUGCGCUUUCCGAAGAUCCGCGUGUCCGCUCCAUGCUGUCCCAGGGUUUCACCACCUUUUGCUUCACCGUCGACAGCACUCUAGUAGCCAUCUAUGGUCUGCAGGACACACUACGACCUGACGCAGCAUUCACCAUCGAUUGUCUCCAAUGUAGCGGCAUCAAUGUCCAUGUACUAUCUGGCGACGAUGAUGGCGCUGUUAAGGGGAUUGCCUCGCAGCUCGACGUACCAGAAGAGAAUGUUCGCUCUCGUUGCUCACCUGCAGAUAAGCAAACUUAUAUUCAGAGCCUUCUCGCGGCAUCUUCAACAGCUCUUCUGACUGGCAAGUCCCGCAUGCCGAUUGUCAUGUUCGUUGGGGACGGCACAAAUGACGCUGUUGCCCUUGCUCAAGCCACAAUCGGCGUCCAUAUGUCGAGCGGUACUGACAUCGCACAAUCCGCUGCCGAUGUAGUUCUUGUCCGUCCUAGCCUGUCAGGCGUACUGACCAUUGUCAGCGUGAGUAGGAAAGCGAUACAUAGAAUCGUUUUCAACUUUAGCUGGAGUUUCGUAUACAACACUUUCGCUGUACUGUUGGGUGCGGGCGCCUUUGUGCACGCGAGGAUUCCGCCGGAGUUCGCGGGUCUCGGGGAACUGGUCAGUGUACUACCUGUGGUGUUGGCAGCAGUCUUGUUGAGAUGGUCGAAAGUCUGA
Molecule: messenger RNA, 3843 nt
Organism: Alternaria burnsii
Lineage: Eukaryota; Fungi; Ascomycota; Dothideomycetes; Pleosporales; Pleosporaceae
Product: heavy metal translocatin
Exons: 7
Coding region: 1-3843 (1280 amino acids)
Biological process (GO): monoatomic cation transport
Cellular component (GO): membrane
Molecular function (GO): ATP binding; metal ion binding; O-methyltransferase activity
Source: RefSeq, a predicted model, not a curated record